GUGGCAACAUUACUAGAGCUUAUUUUGGGUCACUCGGUUGCCCGUUUCCAACUUGUACUUCGUUUGGUUUUAGUAGAGGUGCCUUUCGCUUUGCUAAACUUGCAACAUAGCAUAGUUUAGUAUUUUCUUUCUAAGAAAGCUGGCGGGUGUGCAAAACAAAUACGUCUAUAUUAAGUGUUAUAGUAAUUAAAAAACGAAGUAUUAGUUUAUUAUAAGAUAGUGAAUGUUAUAGUUGAGGACUAGGGGCGCGGCGCGUGGCACGAAAUCACCAUGGAUGAUGACCAGCAGUUCUGUCUGCGGUGGAAUAACCACCAAUCGACGCUGGUUUCAGUGUUUGAUACUUUGUUAGUGAAAGAAAUUCACGUGGACUGCACAUUAGCUGCCGAAGGGAGAACACUAAAGGCACACAAAGUGGUUUUGUCUGCGUGCAGUCCAUAUUUCGAGAGUGUAUUAUCCGAACAGUUUGACAAACAUCCAAUAAUCAUUUUAAAAGAUGUCAAAUUUGCUGAACUGAGAGCAAUGAUGGAUUAUAUGUACCGCGGAGAGGUGAACAUCUCUCAAGACCAACUGGCUGCCCUGCUGAAGGCAGCAGAGUCACUUCAAAUCAAGGGUCUCUCAGAUAACAAGCCAUCCAGGCCACCGUCGCGCCCUCCCCCAGCACCCGCACACCCGCCUCGCGCUCCGUCUCCACCUCCACAAACGAGAGAUGGCAGCUCGGACAGUCGCUCGGGGUCUCUGAGUCCAUCGAGACGGCGUAAGAAAGCGCGGCGCACGUCCAGCCCCGUGCCACCCGCGGCGCCCGCGCCCGCCGCCAGCCCCGAGCCGCCCUGCAAGGAGGAGCUGGCCCGCGACGUGGAAGACCUCACGCUGGACGACGCUCACACCCCGCCCGCGGACCACAACGAUGUCGUGCGCAAUUUUCAAUGGCAUAUGGAAAGAUCUCAAGAUGAAAUUAUGAAUUCAAAUGACAGCGUUCGAGAGAAUCAAGGUGCGGCGGGCGAGGAGGCGCUGGUGCGGCUGGGCGGCUUGUCGUGGGAGCAGUGGUCGGCGCGCCUGGCGCUGCCGUUGGCCGGAGGCGGGACCGGCGCGCGUGCAGCGCCGCCGCCCGCCCUCGGCGAGCCCAGCUUCACCUGCCCGGAUUGCGGCCGCGUCUACAAGCUCAAGUCCUCGCUGCGCAACCACCAGAAGUGGGAGUGCGGCAAGGAGCCCCAGUUCCAAUGCCCGUACUGCGUAUACCGCGCCAAGCAGAAGAUGCAUAUCGCUCGCCACAUGGAGCGCAUGCACCGCGAGGUGCACCUCAAGCCGGAGCAGUACAUCAAGCAGGACAACGUGGACGCCUGCACGUAGUGUCCGCCACCCCCGCCGGUCUCGUACGAUCUCUCAGCCUUGUGAUAGUGACGCCGGGGGGUCGCCGUGUCGCGGCCCCGGCCGUCGCCUGCUCCGCCUCGCUUUAGAUGCCCUAUGAAUUUAAUAUCGCCACUUUGUCAUGGUAUUGCCCGCCGCCCGCGGUGGCGAGUGUGCGGCGACUCUUGCAUUUAUUCAGUAUAUGAGAGUGAUCUUGGUGUAGUUACGCUUCUUAUACUUCUUACGUAGGACGUUUUGAAUCGAAUCAUCAUUCCCGGUUUCGGACGAGGUCGGUCGUUUAGCUUCGCUAGAUUGUUCUUUAAGAAAGUUUAACUCUUGUUACCAGUUACAGUUACUAUUGACUAAAUUUUAACGUUGAUUAAUAAAUGUUAGACGGCUUGUCAUUCGAGUUUAUUGAGUUCGGUUAACUAAUAGUUUUGACGAGAUUGACGUUAACGUAUGUCAUACAUACAGUAGUGAGAAGUGAUCGCGUUCAUUGUUCUAUUAUUAUUAUAGUUCGGUAGUCGUUAAUUGAGAGGAAGCUAUUUGUCGCUUAGUUUUCGAGUUGUAGGUAUUUGCCAUAAUGCAUGUUCCAUUAUUUUGUAAUACUCAUAUAAGUUAAUUUUUUCUAUUUUCAAUUAUUUUUAGAUCUCUUUACGUGUAAUGCAUUUAUUUUUAUAUUAAUUCCGAUCUUAGUGGUCUGUCGUAGGAAGAGAUCAGAUUAUGUUUAAGUGGUAGUGACAUGUGCGUUCCUGGAGACGAUGGGACCAAUAGUUUUUUAGAUUAUUAGGACUGACCAGUGGAAUCGAGUGCCUUAUUAAGUACGAAACGAUUGUUGAAAUGUUCACUACUCCCAUGUAAUGUACUGCCGUCGAGGGGUUACAAGCCUAGGCACGUACUAUCCUUUAGAAUCAUGUCACUUUUGGACGGGAUGUGUAUCUUCCACGUAGAUUGUAAGUAUUUUCUAUACAUUACCAUUUAGAAAUUAUAAGUUAGCGACGAUAUCACGGUUAGCAAAAUGAUUCGCGUCUCUGUCGUACCUCGUUUCCAUACCCCGGUUAGGGCUCGUGAUCGACGCACGAGUGAUUUUGCUUUCGUCAUACCCGGUUAGAUUAGCUGCAGCAGUUACCAUCAUACGAUCAAUACGUAGCGAGCGUUUAGUACAAGUACGAUACAAGUCAUUUCACUAUAACACUAAGUGCCUUCACAAAUUUAGUCAUUAGAAUUUUAAAUAUUUUACAAAAUCUUUUUCCAAUAUAUGACGGCGAGUCGUCGUUUGGAACGUCGAGGUUGUGAUCUGACAAUACUGAAACGGAAAAGUCAUACAGAUGAAAUCAAUAGUUUAAUACUAAGUACAACGAACCUGUGAUAAGCAUUUCUCAAAAUAUAAAACUACUCAACGACACAAACGAGACGGGGAUAUGUCACAGUACACACCAGCAUGACAUGACUCCAUCCGAGUGGUCCGAGUGUCGGAUCCAGUCGCUGUGAACUAACUCUACUGUAGCAUGUAACGUGACGAUAGCGAGUUACAGUGAUUAUACGCAUUUGAUUGUAUUUUAUAAACUUUUUGUAUUUUAAAUAAAGUUGCUAUUCUUGAUA
Molecule: messenger RNA, 2946 nt
Organism: Danaus plexippus (monarch butterfly)
Lineage: Eukaryota; Metazoa; Arthropoda; Insecta; Lepidoptera; Nymphalidae
Product: longitudinals lacking protein, isoforms A/B/D/L-like
Exons: 6
Coding region: 271-1347 (358 amino acids)
Biological process (GO): regulation of transcription by RNA polymerase II
Cellular component (GO): nucleus
Molecular function (GO): protein binding
Source: RefSeq, a predicted model, not a curated record